UUACCGCUUACCAGGAACUUUUGUCGUCGACUCACGAUGCCCGUCUCAAUGCCCAUUAACACGCUGAAAGGCAGUUGGCAGCGCUUGGUCAAGAACGACCGCCUCAAACGAUCAUCCCAGGUUCUCUCAGUCGUCGAUGGCCAGGUGUGUAUAUUCGGUGGAGAAGUACAGCCUCGUCAACCCGUAGAUGACAAGGUGGACAUUGUUGCACUCAACGCUGGUAAAUCCACCCCUCCAAUCUCGCCAUCAAGGUACUCCAGCAUCGUCACCAUACUACCAUCUCCAGAAUCACUAAACCACGAAACAAAAAGCGUAAGCAACGCACCCAGUCCUCGUGUAGGCACUGCGUCCGCCGUCAUAAACGAUGCACUAUACAUCUUCUCCGGCCGGGGCGGCGUGGACAUGGCGCCCGUAGAAGAAUCCGGCGCCGUCUGGAAAUACACGCCCACCUCACAUUCCUGGGAAAAACUCACUCCCUCCGACUCUUCUGCCGCAUUUCCGCCAGCACGCAGCUACCACACCUCAACCUCCGACGGCAAGUCAAUAUUCUACGUCCACGCCGGCUGUCCCACCUCAGGCCGUCUAGCUGAUCUCUGGGCUUUCAACAGCGAAGAGCGGACAUGGACGCAGCUUCCCGACGCUCCCGCGCCGCAUCGUGGAGGCACGAGUAUUGCGUUUAGCAACGGGAAGUUGUACCGCAUGAACGGCUUCGACGGCAAGACCGAGGUCGGUGGGUGUGUCGAUAUCUUCAACACCGAAACCAAUUCGUGGAGUACGAAGAGCUUCAAGGCUGACGGCAGCGAUGGACCCGAGGCAAGAAGUGUAUGCGCGCUCCUCCCCGUUCAGCUUGGGCGCAAGCAGAAGUUGCUUACGCUGUUUGGCGAGCGGGAUCCGAGUUCUUUGGGACAUGCGGGGGCGGGGAAGAUGUUGGGGGACGUAUGGAUCUACGAUAUCAGUGAGGAGUGGUGGACAAAGCUGGAGCCGAACAGCGGUGAAGAGGGAACGCCUGCGAACAGGGGUUGGUUCGACGCCGACGUGGUCAAGGGAGAGGGACUGGGGAACGAUAGCGUGGUUGUGCAUGGAGGGCUUGGUGAAGACAAUGAGAGGUUAGAUGAUGUGUGGUUGUUGAAGUUUUGA
This is a messenger RNA of Macroventuria anomochaeta, 1137 nucleotides long. RefSeq names its product kelch repeat protein-like protein. The coding region runs from base 37 to 1137 and encodes 366 amino acids. The record is from RefSeq and is a predicted model, not a curated record. The transcript has a single exon. Lineage: Eukaryota; Fungi; Ascomycota; Dothideomycetes; Pleosporales; Didymellaceae. Gene Ontology annotation, molecular function: protein binding.